Messenger RNA from Triticum aestivum (bread wheat), 2817 nucleotides. Its product is annotated as putative disease resistance protein RGA1. The record is from RefSeq and is a predicted model, not a curated record. The transcript has 5 exons. Lineage: Eukaryota; Viridiplantae; Streptophyta; Magnoliopsida; Poales; Poaceae. Gene Ontology annotation, molecular function: ADP binding. The coding region runs from base 1 to 2817 and encodes 938 amino acids.
AUGCGCAUAUGUGUAGGCAAGGCAGCAGGCGCGCUUGCUCAGACCGUGACGCGCAUGUGUGGCCUUGACGACGACCGUGAAACGCUGGAGCGCCACUUGCUAGCCGUCGAGUGCAAGCUGGCCAACGCAGAGGAAAGGAGCCAGAGCAAUCGCUACCUCAAGAGCUGGAUGGAGAAGCUCAAGGACGUCGCCUACGAGGCAGAAGAUGUCCUUGACGACUUCGAGUAUGAGGCGCUGCGCCGCAAGGCCCAGAUUGGCGACUCCACCUUCCGCAAGGUACUCGGCUACGUCACAUGCCGCAGCCCACUGCUCUUCCGUUUUGCCAUGAGCAGGAAGCUCAAGGCCGUCCUCAAUAAGAUCAAGGAGCUGGUUAAGGAGAUGAACAGGUUUGGGCUUGUGGAUUCUGUCACUCGUGAGGGGCCGCAACUUCCUUGGCGGCAGACACACUCCAAACUGGACAAGUCUACCGACGUCUUUGGAAGAGAUGAUGACAAAGAGGGGGUGGUGAAGUUGCUACUAGACCAGCAAGAUCAGCGGAAGGUGCAGGUGCUGCCCAUCUUUGGUAUGGGAGGUCUUGGUAAGACAGCACUUGCUAAGAUGUUGAAGAUGUGGCACUGCGUUUCAGAAAAUUUUGAUGUAAUUGCUAUUGUGAAAUCCAUCAUUGAAUUGGCUACAAAUGAAAGAUACAACCCGCCUGACAGCAUUGAGCUAUUGCAGAAGAAACUUGAUGAAGUCAUUGGCCGGAAAAGAUUUUUUCUUGUUCUUGAUGAUGUCUGGAAUGAAGAGAAGACGAUAUGGGAGGAUAAUUUGAAGCCACUGUUAUGCUCCAUCGGUGGAAUAGGAAGUGUUAUAGUUGUGACAUGUCGAAGCGAGCAAGUGGCCACUAUAAUGUGCACCAUUCAGCCCCUUAAGUUAGCAUGUCUACGUGAAGAAGAUUCAUGGGAAUUGUUCUCGAAGAAAGCAUUUAGCAGUGAUAUAGUGGAGCAAGCAGAGUUGGCCACCGUUGGAAGACGUAUUGUCAAUAAAUGUGGGGGGUUGCCACUUGCUCUGAACACAAUCGGUGGAUUGCUGAGUUCAAAGCAACAAGUGGAGGAAUGGGGGAGCAUCGAAAGAAGUAACAUCGGUGAUAAUGAGGUCAUGCCAAUACUGAAGUUAAGCUACAAACACCUGUCGUCUGAAAUGAAGCAAUGUUUUGCAUUAUGUGCACUUUUCCAGAAAGAUUAUGAGAUGCAGAAGGAUAUGUUGAUCCAGCUGUGGAUGGCAAAUGGCUUUAUUCAACAAGAGGGAACAACGGAUUUAACACAAAAAGGAGAAUGCAUGUUCAGUGAAUUGGUUUGGAGGUCCUUCCUGCAAGAUACAAAAGUUGUAGUCACAUCUAGUGCCUAUGUUGGUAGCUCUGAAUAUGAGACAACAGAUGUUGAUUUCAAAAAGAUAUCUGGGUUGUUUGAUGGCAAAACAUCUGUCCGCACUUUGUUAUCUCCUUCAGGAGCAUACAUAGAUUUUAACCGUCUGCCCCAAUUGGAGCGCAUGCCUCGAAACAUUGGUGAGCUGAGCAACCUCCGCACACUAACAACAUUUGUUGUGGAUACUAGAGAUGGUUGUGGUAUUGAGGAGCUCAAGGACUUGCAACAGCUUUGCAACAGGUUGGAACUGUACAACUUGAGAAAAAUAAAGAGUGUAAUGCAUGCAAAAGAUGCCAAUCUCCAUCAGAAGCAAAAUCCGAGUGAGUUGUUGUUCUCUUGGGGCCUUACAAAAUAUGACGAGCCUGAAAAUGAGGCAUGUAAUGAAGAGGAAGUGUUCCAGUGUCUAAAGCCUCAUAGCAAGACCCAAUUCUCAGAAUUAUAUGGAUAUGGUGGCCUAGAAAUACCACAAUGGAUGAGAAACCCUCGGAUGUUUCAGUGCUUAAGAAAACUCACGAUUUCCAACUGGACAAGGUGUAAGAAUAUACCUGUAGUAUGGUUAUCACCCUCACUGGAGUACUUAUCCUUAGAAAACAUGGGUAAACUGAAGACAUUAUGUGAUAACCUUUGCAUAGAAGGCGGAGGACACAGUACCCCUCUACAGAUUUUCCCGAAGUUGAAGAAGAUGAUCUUAAAAGAGCUACCUAGUCUAGAGAGAUGGGCUGAAAACAGUGCUGGAGUGUCUAUCGAUAGCUUAGUGACAUUCCCGGUGCUUGAAGAGCUAAUAAUCGAUGACUGCCCUAAGCUUGCAAGUUUUGCAGUGAGCCCUGUUCUCAAAGUCCUGAGGGCAACAGAAGCACUCACUUCUGCAAGAAAUUCAUUCCUGAAGAGGGAUGAUUCAUCACCCGAGGAGAACCUUCCGUUGCCACAGAUGGAGCAUUUUCCAAGUUUGCCUACAUCCCUUGAAAUUUUGUGGAUUCAAGGUUUCGAAUGUUUGGUGGCGCUUCCUUGGAACCUUGGACAUCUGACAGAGCUGAGGGAGCUACUGGUGAAUAACUGCACUGGCCUGAAAGCGUUACCUGAUGGGAUGGAUGGGCUCACUUCUCUUCGGCAGUUGACAAUCGGUGGUUCUCCAGGGAUAGAGGAAUUACCAAAUGGUCUCCUUCAGCGGCUGCCAGCCCUUGACGAGAUAAGCAUAUAUGGCUGCCCUGAGUUGGAAAGACGAUGCAGAGAAGGUGGGGAGUAUUUCCACUUGGUCCCUGUUCGAGCAGAAUCAGAAUUCAGAAUUCGAGUACCAGAAGCAGAAUCAGAAAUCAGAACUGGAGCACCAGAAGUAGAAUCCAGCGGAAAGAAGUUUCUAAGAAGGAUCUGCCUUAUUUGGACAAGUUGGGAAAGCUGGAAUACAUCAAAGCUCUAG